AUGGAAAUUGAAAGCAAUUUUGAUCAAGAACGACAAAACGCAUUUAAAUUGCACUGCUUUUUAGGGGCCUUGUUAAAUGUCUUGGUUAUUGUAGUGCAAUUAGUAGAUUUGACAUUGACACAGUGGGUGCAUUAUUGCUACUUUGAUUGGGGUUUAUAUGCAGGCGAAACAUCUGAAACAGGACUUGAUCAGAGAGUCUCCAAUAACGAGUCAUAUGAGGAUAUGAACAAUAAUAUGUGCGAUUAUUACAAAGACGUGAUUGAUGCUGCCUGCAAUGACUUUUGUGGGAAUUUGACGAGAUUCUGAACUGCUGGAGGCAUCAUGAUAGGAUUUUUAUCAGUCUGUAUAUUUAUUAAUGCUACUUAUGUUGUGCUACAUAUUUGCAUGUACUUUGGCAAAAAAUGCAAGCACUGGAUUUGGUACCAUGGGAUCUGGGCACCUACUAUCAUCUUCUUCAUGGGCCUCACAAUUUAUUUGGCUGUUGGCGAUAUCUACGGCGUCGAUAAAACUUGGGAUGGAGACGAAAACCUCCGAACUGGCCACGGUCUGUCCUUGGCCUUCUCAUUGUGGUGCUACAUACAUAAAAUGUCAGAGGAGAGACGAGAGUCCUUAUGCAUACCGGAAGUGUUUUUUUGGAUCUAAUUAUAGCUCGGCGAUGUUUAGUAGCCUCGAAGCGAGAGAUAUGAGUCUCUUUUCCGCUGAACUGGGUCCUGAAUCUUAGGGUAGUUAAUUGCUUCUCUUUUUCCAGCAGCAAAGAGUCCGUUAUGGAGAAGGCUGGCAUAUCUGCUGAAGCUGCUUGGUGAUUUCCCCCAGAUGGCGAAAGCUGUUGAGUUUUUCUUUGAGUACACAAAAAAGAGCGGAGGCAAAUUAGGCAGCUGACGCACACCCAGCAGCGGAGUCUCUCGAAUCGAAAGUGAUUCUCAAGAUGAGAGGGAUUUGACUUGUGAAUAUUCAUGGAAAAAGUGACGUUUCGUGGUUGGAAAUAAUGAUGACUAGCAAUGUCCUCUGAACCCUUGAUGAUAUCACUACUGAGAAACCUGGUUUCAGCCCGGCUUGCAAGAUGGUAGUACUCUGCAACCCCGCAGCACGCCACUGUAGAACGGAGCAAUCAGUGAAGUGGGGACAAUAAAUACCUUCCGAACUAAUCUAAUAAACUUUUCCAUUGUGGUGCUGCACUUCCUGCCUGCUAUACAUUCCUACAUUUUCACAUCCCAAGAACUCCGAAAAUAA
Messenger RNA from Blepharisma stoltei, 1230 nucleotides. Lineage: Eukaryota; Ciliophora; Heterotrichea; Heterotrichida; Blepharismidae. The record is from the annotation of a GenBank genome assembly.